Messenger RNA from Aaosphaeria arxii CBS 175.79, 738 nucleotides. RefSeq lists its product as uncharacterized. NCBI's taxonomy places the organism in Eukaryota, Fungi, Ascomycota, Dothideomycetes, Pleosporales. Bases 1 to 738 code for a protein of 245 amino acids. The record is from RefSeq and is a predicted model, not a curated record. The transcript has a single exon.
AUGGCCCCAACACUGAACGCCAGGUCAAUAGUCAUCUUCAUAUCCGCAUCAGUCUUCCCAUCUUCAACUUCCGCACACACACACCCAUUCUCAGAAGACCCCAACCCCACCGAACUCAUCCUCUCCAUCGGCACAUUCAUAUCCGUCGCCCCUAGCUUCAUCAUCCCCCUCGACACAACCCAAAACCUCCUCGUCGACAGCAUCUCCCCAACCCCGACUCGGAAAUUCCAUUUCCCCUCCAUGAACCCCUCCAGCACACUCCUUUCCACCCAAGCCUUCGCCGUCGCCGGCGUCUCAACCCACAAAGCCGCGGCUACGGAAACGCCGAACAUCGACGACAUUAUUGGCAAGACGGUCGUCUCGAUCUCGCAUGCUGGCAGCACCAGCGCUCCGCCUUCCCAGCAGAAGGCAUCGCCUAACAGCAAGAUCGAAGAUAACGAGCCACAGGGCAGACAGGUUCUCGUCCUGAGCACGGUGCUUGCGUCUGUCGCCGGGACGUUGGUUGGACUGGCAGUGAUGUGGUAUUUCCUAGCGAGGAGGAAGAAGAUGAGGAGGCGUAUGGAGAGGGAGGAGAUGAAGAAGGAAGGGGAUAUCCAGAGGAUGAGGAGCGUGAAUGGGAGGCCCGCUUGUGAGGAGUGGAGGGGCGAUGCGGUGAAGGAUGAUGGGCCGCCGGUUCUGGUGCUCGAGGGGUUGGAGAAGGGUGUUGGGUUUGAUGUCAGGGUCCAGGGAAGGAGUUGA